CAGACGCACGAAUUGCAGUCUGCAACAGCUUAGAUUAGGUUGCACAACAGUGGCAAAAACGACGGCUUAAGAAAUGCUGCUCGUAUCAUUCUUCUUCGCGUGUAGUCUCAUCUUCCCGGGGAGUUCGUCGCGCUGUCCAGAAUCGAAGAAACCACAUCUUACGAGUUGCACGAUUUUUUAUACUUGCGUGAAUUUGCCUGGCGACGGCUACGUAUGGAUACCGUCGAAAUGUACCGAAGGCUUGAUAUUUCAACCGUAUUUACGGAUGUGCGUAGUUCCUGGUGAUACCUGGACGUGCGAUUCGACUGAGCAUACUCUCGUGACGAACAAAUACGAUACAUCCGCUGCACUUGUCGGAUAUCCAACGGAGGCUACGAGCUACUCGGGAUAUACGCAGGAUCCAUUCUCUAAAAUAAUCGACUCGUCUUACGUGAUCGAUCAUUUUCCUGAUUCAACGGCCGAAGUAGGAACCGCGUACCCUUUGAUCGAGUUUGACGAAUCGAACGUGACUACGCGCGCUGAUAAGGACGUGAAAAAUAUAUCGUAUCAUAAGAAGAAUGAUUUGAACGAGCAUUAUACAAAUAGGCAAGCACUGUUGCCUCUAAUGAAAGAAUAUAAAAAUAUUAUAGAUAGUCAUUACAAGUGUUUAAACGAAUUGAUUAAUCGGUUGUACAAUUACAAGAACUCAAUAUCAAGCUUAGAAUCUGUUAAAGAUAUUACGACCGGAAAGCCGACUAAGACUAUCGCCAUCUUUACAUCCAAUACGCAACAAAACAUAACGCUAAAUUAUCUCAUGCAAAGUUAUGAAACCGGAGAAAACACAAGGUUACAUAACAGCAAACCAAUCGAAAUGAAAGAAGGCAAUAGCGCGUCGACUCUGGAUAAUGCCGUUUCGACAGAGAGCACUUUGCAGUUAUUAAUCGAUAGUCUGGAUUCCGACAACAACAUAAUAGGGGUUAGCGAUAAUUUCGGGAACAAACAAUACUUGACGAUCGACCGAUACAAGACCGUAGCUUCUCGAUUAACAUUGCGAUUUAUUAACGUCGUAGCAUGUACGAGAAACAUUCGUAUGCCAAACAUAACCGAUUGUAACAGAUAUUAUACGUGCGAUCCGAAAACGGCCAACGUAGUAGAGUUCUCGUGUCCCCUACACACGGCUUUUAACGUGUACUCGCGAAUCUGCGAUAUCGAGAACGCGAAAACGUGCGGAAACAAACUUUCGGUAGAUGAGAUAUUCGUCGAGGAUCGUGAAAACGCAACGACGCGUUCUAAACACGUAGAAUUAUCAAAGGAAGAGAGAUUGUGUCAGGAACUCGGUAAAAUAAAGGAUCCCGUUUCUGAUUCUCAUUAUUACAUUUGUUAUAGCACGCCAGGAUCCGAAAACAUCGAAUCGAUUCGAAUGAGUUGUCCAAAUGCUUUGAUAUUUUGUCAAAGCAAGAGAGUGUGCACUACUAGACGAUUGUGUGAGGUGUCGCGAUAAUGACGAAUUGUAUGUAAAGCGCGUGCACGUUUUUCUUUUCUUUUUUUCUUUUCUUUUCUUUUCUUUUCCUUUCCUUUCCUUUCCUUUACCUUGAGUGGGCGAAUUGAAGGCCGAUCCUAUUUCCGACGACGUGUCCGUGCUCGACGAACUGUGAGCCGGCGAGGUUUGAAUUCGCAGCGGUGUAGCAUAAUCCAGAGCGCACAUCACUACUUUCUCCAUUCCGCUGAAAUCGAGGGUGAACCGCCGCGUUAUAUAUGUAUGCACGUGUAAUAUACUCUGAUUUCGGAACAACUCUUUUUAGAACAUAGAGAAAUAAAGUAUUAUUAGUUACCAUUGUAAAAAAAUUAAUGAGAUAUUAAUGAGU
Molecule: messenger RNA, 1844 nt
Organism: Nylanderia fulva
Lineage: Eukaryota; Metazoa; Arthropoda; Insecta; Hymenoptera; Formicidae
Cellular component (GO): extracellular region
Molecular function (GO): chitin binding
Source: RefSeq, a predicted model, not a curated record